AUGGAUGUUCAAAGGAGUAGCUUUGUUCAUUCUGACCUGGAAGAACGGCGUCAUUACGGUGAUCUGCGGAUGAGUGAAUAUUACGAUUUUAAUGAUCCAGUGUUUUAUGAGUUGCUUCAUGAAGCAGAAGCACGGCUACAGGCCGCGCGAGAGAAUCAACCAUGCAAUGCGGUUAAUCCUAAUCAUGGGGCUAGCAACCUGGUCAUUGUUGACAAUGGUGCGGGGGGCUGGGUCCUUCGGAACAGAACGGCGGUGUCGGUGACAGGACAUGAGGGUAUAUUCCCUCCUGUGAAUAAUGACGCUAACUGGGACGAGGCCGAGGAUUGGGACGAAGAAGAAGAUGGGGAGUGGGACGGGGAAGAGUACGAGGAUGGGGAAGAGUACGAGGAUGAGGAAGAGGAAGAGAACGAGGAAGAGGAGGAAGAGGGCGAGGAAGAGGAGGAAGAGGGCGAGGAAGAGGGCGAUGACGAGGAUGAAGGUGACGCCAACAGUGAUGAUUACUAUUACGACGAUGAUAAUGAUGACCAAGCCUAUGAUUGGGACCAAGAGCAAUCGUGA
Hypoxylon fragiforme is the source of this 558-nucleotide messenger RNA. RefSeq lists its product as uncharacterized. The transcript has a single exon. NCBI's taxonomy places the organism in Eukaryota, Fungi, Ascomycota, Sordariomycetes, Xylariales, Hypoxylaceae. The coding region runs from base 1 to 558 and encodes 185 amino acids. The record is from RefSeq and is a predicted model, not a curated record.